AUGGACCCAGCAGAGGCCCGUUCUGGUGUGGGGGGGGGGGAUCAGAGGCCAUUUUGUCCCGUCUCCUCCUACCUGUGGGUCGGCCAGCCUCCCCAGGUCGGGGUAAAGGUAGAACUUGAUCCCGAUGGCGGCCCCCGGCAGCGUGAGGCCUCUGAUCAGCAGCACGAUCAGCAUCAGGUACGGGAAGGUGGCGGUGAAGUAGACCACCUGGAAAAAAGCAGAAAAAUGAGCCUCGAAUCCUCCGGAUCUGCCCCCCCCCCAGAAGAAGGAAGAAUUACCCACCUUCCCGGUGGAUUUCACCCCCUUCCAGAUGCAGAAGUAGCACAUGACCCAGGCCAGGAGCAGACACAGGGCCAGGUCCCAGUUCAGGGAGCCCAUCUGGUCCAGGCCCGGGGAGAUCCUCAGGGCUCUCCUCCUGUGGGGGGGGGGGGUCUGGGCUACGGGACCCAGGUGAUCGUCACCCUGCUGAACUUCUACUACAUCGUGGUUCUGGCCUGGGGAAUCUUCUACCUGUCCUUCUCCUUCUCCUGGGACCUGCCCUGGUCCUCCUGCAACAACACCUGGAACACAGGUAGCACACGCUGA
Messenger RNA from Menidia menidia (Atlantic silverside), 585 nucleotides. The record is from the annotation of a GenBank genome assembly. NCBI's taxonomy places the organism in Eukaryota, Metazoa, Chordata, Actinopteri, Atheriniformes, Atherinopsidae.